UAGGUUUCCAUCAUUUGUGUGUACUUUGGAGUAAUUCUAGAAAAUGACAGUGGCGAAGAACUUGCUGGCUGUGCGUGCCAAGGUGGCGGAGGCUGUAGCCAAGAGCGCCUGGAAGCAACAGUGUACGCUAGUAGCUGUGAGCAAAACCAAGCCCGUGGAGGAUCUGCAGGAGGCGUACGACGCUGAUCAACGACAUUUUGGCGAGAACUACAUCCAGGAGCUGGUGCAAAAGGCGCCUCUGCUGCCGGCAGACAUCAAAUGGCACUACAUUGGCCACGUGCAGUCCAACAAGGCCAAGCCGCUUGUGCGUGACGUACCCAACCUUUUCGUAGUCGAGACGGUGGACUCGAUCAAGAUCGCCAAUGCCCUUAACAAGGCAUCAGGCGAGUUUCGCACCGAGAAACUCAAUGUGAUGGUGCAAGUGAACACCAGUGAAGAGGAGCAGAAGUCGGGCAUCGAUACCGACGGAUCGGUUGAGCUGGCGCGCCACAUUGUGGCGUCCUGCGAGCACCUGAACCUCACAGGACUCAUGACCAUUGGUCGUUAUGGUGACACCACUUCCAAAUGCUUCGACCGUCUGGUGGCCUGCCGUAAGAAAGUGGCUGAGGCGAUCGGAAAGGCCGAGACGGACCUGGACCUGAGCAUGGGAAUGUCCGGAGACUUUGAGCUGGCGAUUUCCUGCGGUAGCACACACGUCCGUGUUGGAUCAACCAUCUUUGGUGCUCGCAACUACGCUAAGAAGGAGUAGACUGAAGACAGAAGAAAAAGAAGCAACAGGUGUUGGCAAUCUAAAUUCUUGAUCUAGAAUCUACAUUUUAGAUGAGUUAGAGCAGAUCAAAAGCCAAUGCAGACUGCAGGUCGAGGUUGCUGUUCUCGUUGUUCUCGGACCAUUUCGCAGCCAAUCGCACUGCGUCCUCUGUGGGCAUACACUCUCUGGUUGGAUCUUCCUCUUCUUUUUG
Phytophthora nicotianae INRA-310 is the source of this 959-nucleotide messenger RNA. Its product is annotated as YggS family pyridoxal phosphate enzyme. Gene Ontology annotation, cellular component: intracellular anatomical structure. The record is from RefSeq and is a predicted model, not a curated record. The transcript has 3 exons. Lineage: Eukaryota; Oomycota; Peronosporomycetes; Peronosporales; Peronosporaceae. Gene Ontology annotation, molecular function: pyridoxal phosphate binding. The coding region runs from base 44 to 748 and encodes 234 amino acids.